Molecule: messenger RNA, 670 nt
Organism: Rhipicephalus microplus (southern cattle tick)
Lineage: Eukaryota; Metazoa; Arthropoda; Arachnida; Ixodida; Ixodidae
Product: nucleoside diphosphate kinase
Biological process (GO): GTP biosynthetic process; UTP biosynthetic process; CTP biosynthetic process
Molecular function (GO): nucleoside diphosphate kinase activity
Source: RefSeq, a predicted model, not a curated record
ACGCCCCGAAAGCCGCGUCGUGUUGCCGCAGUCCAUUCGCGUCAAACCCGCCAUGGCUCCGCGGGAACGCACCUUCGUCAUGGUCAAGCCGGACGGCGUCCAGCGAGGCCUCGUGGGCGAGGUCAUCGCGCGCUUCGAGAAACGCGGCUACAAACUGGUCGCGCUCAAGUUCAUGAUGGCCGGCGAGGCGUUGCUCAAGGAACACUACGCUGAUCUCGCCGAUAAGCCUUUCUUCAACGGCCUGGUGAAGUUCAUGCAGACCGGUCCCGUGGUUCCCAUGGUGUGGGAAGGGGCGAACGCCAUACUCACCGGUCGGGACAUGAUUGGCGCCACAAACCCUCUCCAAGCCGAGCUGGGCACCGUGCGAGGCGACUACUGCGUCCAGGUGGGGCGUAACCUGAUACACGGAAGCGAUGGAGUUGAGAGUGCCAAGAAGGAGAUCGCCUUGUGGUUCAACGAGAGUGAGCUGGUGGAGUGGAAGCCCCAGAUGGAGCCGUUGUUGUACGAGUGACAGGGAAGACGUGACAGCUGUGUCCGCUCACAGUGUGGCUUUUCUUCUUUACUCAGUGAGUGCGGCCGGCCGAUGUUUUCUUGCCACUCGCAGUGUGCUUUUUUGUUUGUUUCCUCAGCGGUAGUGUGUUGCUCUGAACAAUAAAGGUUGCUUGUUUUU